Messenger RNA from Parnassius apollo (apollo), 1635 nucleotides. The record is from the annotation of a GenBank genome assembly. Lineage: Eukaryota; Metazoa; Arthropoda; Insecta; Lepidoptera; Papilionidae.
AUGGUUCACUAUGCUUAUGGCUCCUCCUAUUUCGACACAAAAUCCAAUCAUAAAGAAAACAGGAAUAGUGAAUCAAGGCUUAAGUUCUGUGCCAGCAAAUUUGUGGAUUUCUGCAAGAGAACCGAUCUUCACGGCUUCAAGUAUAUUGUAAUGGAUGAAUUGAACAGGAUUGAGAGAGGCUGUUGGGCGUUUGCUAUAUUUAUAAGCAUCAUAUGCGCCGUAUUUUUCGUCAUGACUGCUUAUAAAUGGUACGCCAGGAACCCAAUUGUUACGGUCAUAGAGAGCACACAAGGUGCAAUCUGGGAUGUGCCGUUUCCAGCUGUGACCAUCUGUGAUUUAAACUUAAUUUCUCGUAGAGCGGCGGACACCUUCGUAAGCAAUCUGUCUCUACCAGCUGAAAUAAACCAAGACAUUGUCUUGAAAGCGUUGAGUUUAGCUCCACUAAUUCAUACCUCCAUCGUUGUUACACGUGAACAGAAAAAAGACCUACUAAUGCUGCAAGACAUUUUGGAUUUAAAUAAAAUUACUAUUGAUUCAUUAUUUCAUCAGUUAUCACCGGCAUCGUCGUGCAACAACUUGCUACACCGCUGCAUGUGGAAGAAUACACUUUAUGGAUGCGAUCAACUAUUCCAACAAAUAUUUACGCCAUUGAGUAUUUGCUGUACCUUCAACUAUUACGCCGUGGACGUAUUAGAAGCCGGUUAUAAAUCUAACCUCAACUACUUGCCGAAUCCACGUCGUGUUGCAUCGUGCGGUUAUGGGACUGCCCUUACAGUAAUGAUUCACAUUGACACCGAGGAUUACUUUAGUACCAGUGUACCAUCUAGUGGCGCAGUGGUACUUAUCGACAACCCAUACAACAUGCCUAACUUGGAUUCACCGAUCUCCCUAGUAAGUCCAUCAACAGAGGUCAUGAUAGGCCUUUCUCCAGAACGCACAUACACCACACCUGGAGUCAAGUCUUUUAGUCCAGGCGAGAGGCAGUGCUACUACUAUGACGAGGUCAAGCUUGGCGAGUUCCGCAACUACUCCUUCCACAAUUGUAUAGUUUUGCAAAAAGUUGACAUAAUUAAAAAGGCUUGUAAUUGUACGCCAUACUUUUUUCGAUUUAAAAACAAAGCGACAAGUGAAGAUUUGGAGUUACGGGAAACAAUUGAAAACCUGUCCUACCAAUGUUUGCCUGAAUGCGAGCAUUUCGAUUAUCCGUUAGAGGUGGCUGUGGGCAAUCUAGCUACGAACUUGCCUUUAAAUGGACUAUCUUUUUUUACUGGGGUCAACUUGGAAAAUCAGUCCGUGCUUAACGUAUUUUUUAACGAUCUAGUAUCGACACGUUAUCGCCGUGAUGUUUACUUCAACUGGCAAAAUUUACUUGCUGCAUUUGGGGGCCUGCUCAGUCUUAUGCUUGGCUUCACGUUGAUAUCCGGCUUCGAUUUCAUGAUUUUCUUUGGAUUCAAAGUAAUCUACGACUUCACAACGAUGGUGUUUAGAGGUGACAAAUAUUUAGAGAAGAAACGUAAGAAAAACAGAGGUUCCAUAUUACUAGUGCAAGAGCAUAAGAAAGCCAUAAAAGAAAAUAUCUCGGUAAAAAAUACUGGCAUGUGGCGUUCAGAAUUAAAUAAACAACAAAAAUACUAA